This is a messenger RNA of Xyrichtys novacula (pearly razorfish), 9029 nucleotides long. Lineage: Eukaryota; Metazoa; Chordata; Actinopteri; Labriformes; Labridae. The record is from the annotation of a GenBank genome assembly.
GGACGUCAUUUCCGCCUCCCAGAACCCGGAUGAAGCUGCCAUUGGGGCAAAUGAGCAGGGCCACCGAGACUGACUGGAUUUUAAUUUAACGGAGAGGGGGGGUCGUAGCGGAUUGAAGCCCCUCUGUAUUAAUGUCGACAGGACAGCACGGAGCGCCAGCAGGGCCACGACGAGCGAAGUGUCCUCCCCCAGCAGAGAGCCCGGCUAACGGCCGCUGCUAACUGUCUGUGUGUACCAGCCUGAGCCGCUGCUGCUGCUGCUGCUGUUAGCCUCUCAGCACAGCGGAGUCGGAGCCGCUCAUCACUCUCUCUCUACGUCCCUGCAGGGCUCCACGAUAACACUACACCUGCUGGAUGAAUGAUGUCUGCCGCCAGCAUCGACCCUCAGGUAAGCAGCGGGGACAAACGCUCCGUGUUUAGUGGGGGUUUUAUCCCCACGGAGAGCUCAGAUCUUGCGAUGUUUGCAUCCCACUCUCACGACGAUGCCACCAUCAGCAGCUAGUCCGCUAGUUAGCCAACUGAGGAAACUGGUCCCUGCUGGUCUCUAAAGGCCUGGACCACAGCUACCAGUGAGCACCUGACAGGGAGAGGUUUGCAUAAAGACACGGAGCAGAUUUGUACUCUCCGUGAUGAGUGUCAGCUUUUCAAGGAGCGUGUUUUUACUGUGUCUGUGUGCUGCUGUGGAAUAAACAUUAUAGACCCAUGCAAGCUUUCUUUUUUCUCUGUCACAUGCACCCCCCUCCUCAAUAUGACCACCAAGACAUCGAAAGGACAAGAUGCAAGCAAAGGUAAGAGAAAAAUGCUCCUGGAUGAACAGAUUGUGCAACUCCAAAUAUACUUUAUAUCAGAUGGGCCUCUGUGUGAAAUUGGAGAAACUCAAUUUGAUGGUUUGCAAAUCAUUUCAGGCCUGUAUUAUAUAUUGAUAUAAGAGAGGUAUUUGUCUUCUAUCUAUGUUGAUUUCCUUGAAUUAGAUGAUUAGGGAGCCUUUAUUGUAGCAGACUAUAUUUGUUGAGCUUGGGAAACGAGACAAAACAUAUUAUAUGGCUAUGAGUUUUAGUGGAAUGGAAUGGAUUGUAAAGCAUGUUGUAAACUGGAUUUGAUGUCUUAUAAACCCAUGAGGGUUGGGCACUUUAUGUGCACGACACGAAAAUAAACUAUCUAUCUAUUUGUUUGAAAAUGGUGCAAAGAUAAAUCAAAUGUUGAAACUAAAAUUAUAUGUAUUUUUUAAGACGUAUGAUCAGCAACAACUCAAUGAACACCAAGGCAAUCUAAAGCAACCCAAUCCAAUCCACUUUAUUUAAAUAGCACAUUUUAAAAAACAUUCAAGUUUAGCAAAGUGCUGCACAAUAAAAUUAAGAGAACAAACACUGAAAAAAUGAAAAUAAAAACAGGUAAAAAACAUUUAAAAUGAAAUGAAAUAAAAACACAAAAGCAUAAAAGAACUAAAAGUGAUAAAAGGACAGAGAUCACACAACUAUCAUGCAACCCAGUGCAACAUCUCUACCCCAAAUUUAACCUUCCUUUUGCUCAUUUUCAGUUUUUAUUGGCGUAGUCAGAUAGGUGACUUUUGUUCUUUAUUUUUAGUCACAACUUUACAAUCAAUCCAAAGGACAAUCCUCGUCUUUCUCAUCACAAAAACCUGAAAUAUAGUAGAAUUUGUGGUGCAGCUGUCGUGUCGUCAAUGCCAAUGUCAGCUUUAUCUAUAUCGCACAUUUUAAAACAGCCAGUGGCCUACCAAAGUGCUUUACAGUAAAAUAGCCAGAGACAGUACAAACAAUAAAAACUAUAAAAACAAUAAAAUCAUAAAACAACAAUAUAGAUAAACAUAGCACAUAAAUAAAACACCCAAUAAAAGCAGCUACACUUCCCCAAAAGCUAAAGUGAACAGGUGCGUCUUCAGAAGUGUCAGUGUGUUCUCAUUUUAAUUCUGAUUCCAGCUGGGACAGUGACAAUAAAACACUGAAAAAUGUGCGAUGUCAAAAAAAAGAUUUCCCAACAUAACAUGACUGGGAUCCAAGAGAGGCGAUCCAGAGACGGCUGAGGCUCUCAGCUGUAAAGAUAAGAUGAGGUUCACCACAGUGUGAGAGACAGGGUGAAGAAACAGAUCAACAAGUCCUGGAUGAUGUUCCCCAGAGUGAAAAACUGCAAAGAUCCUUCGGUUUUUAUCAACUGCAGAACACAAUGUCCUGAAGAGAUUCAGAGAGUUUGAAGAUAUGAAGGAGAAAAGGGAAAAGAGAGCUGAUACUGGACGUUUGGGAUUCUUAGGCCAUCAAGCAGCACUGCAUUAAAACCAGACGUGUGUAAUGGAAGGUUAGAACUGAACCAUCCAAAAUAGAAAAGAUAUAUAAACCUGAUCCUAAAGUCUAAAGUGGAAAGCUUUCCUGUGGUCCUACAAUCAAAAUCAUUUUGGAAAUCAUGACCACAUCCUCCGCUCUAGAGAGGAGAGGGACCACCCAGUUUGUUUUCCACGCACAGUUCAAAAGCAAAGACCAGGAUGGUGUCUAGGAUGUAUAGGAGCACAUGGCACGGGUAAUUUACACAUCUGUGAACACUGAUUCUGGACAGCAUUUUUUGUCAUCCAGAAAAUGUCUUUUUUAAGGAAAACUUUGUAUUAUACAACAAAACGAUGCAAAAAUUGUAUCCUACAUGUAGCACAUCUGCAUCACUCUGUAGUAGAGGAGUCUGGGUGCUCUCUGGCCUCCCUGUAGUCCUGAUUUGUCUCUCAUUGAAGACGUUUUUUUUGCACCAGAAAUAGGACAAAGGAGACCCUGAAAGAAAUCCCAUAUUAGCCAAGAAUAGGACAUUUAACCGUCAAAGCUCCAGAGACUGAUCUCCGUGGUUCUCAUUCGUUUACAGAGUGAUGUUAAAAGAAGAGGUUAUGCAACACAAUGGUAAACAAGCUCCAGUGCUAAAUGAAUUAAAAUAAGUCUGUCAAAUUAAAGAUGAGUACAUUAACUCUAAGUUUUCAAUCCCAACAUUUGAUUCACUGUCUUUGCUCUUUAAACGGCCUUGAAAUAAUUUGCAAACCAUCACAGUCUGUUUGUGUCCACAUUUACAGAGUAUUCCAGCUUGUAUAGAUUGGGUUAUUAAAAAAGUUGAAGUCAGUGAUGUUCCUGUUUCGACCUGUGCGAGGCUAUCAUAUCUCCACCUUCAUAAGUUAAAGAAUCAUAAAGAUUAUAGAGGCAGAGAUUAGGAGUCCCGCUCUGACAGCAGUUUGAUUUUGUUGCAGCCUUUCCGGUCUCGGUGCAGAAUGGCUCCCUCCACCAGAAGGACACAGUCCACGACAAUGACUUUGAGCCUUAUCUUACUGGCCAGUCGAACCAGGUACAAAAUGAUUCCCUCAUAGAUUCAUUAUUAUCAAAUAUACAUCCUCCUCCUCCUCUUCCUCCUCCUCCUCGUAACAGACUGAUUUGAUUCUUUGCCUCUCUGUAGAAUAACAGCUAUCAGUCCAUGACAGACCCUUACCUGUCCAGCUACUACGCCCCCUCCAUUGGAUUUCCUUACCCUCUGAGUGAGGCUCCAUGGUCUACAGGUGGUGACCCACCUAUCCCCUAUCUAACACCCUACGCCCCCCUCAGCAAUGGAGACCACCACUUCAUGCACGACACUGUGUUCGGACAGCCGGGUGGGCUCAGCAGCAGCAUCUACCCUCACAGGUUUAACUUUUUCCCAGAGAACCCGGCUUUCUCCGCCUGGGGCACCAGCGGCUCUCAGGGCCAGCAGACUCAGAGCUCAGCCUACGGGGGGAGUUACAGCUACCCACCCAGCUCUCUGGGAGGCACCCUGGUCCCUGAUGGCCAGACUGGUUUCCAUAGUGACACCCUGAGCAAGGCUCCAGGUAUGAAUAGCCUGGAGCAGGGCAUGCUGGGCCUAAAAAUAGGAGGGGAUGUAACAGGAAGUGGCUCUGGUGUGAAGAGUGCAGGCUCUGUGAUCGGUGGUGGCGGCAGUGUAGCUGCAGCUGUUGCCACGGGCAACGGCGGCACACCAAUAGGAAUGCCCCCUCCGAAACCUACAUCGUGGGCUGCUAUUGCAAGUAAACCUGCCAAGAUGCAGCAACAAAAGGCCAAGAACAAACCUGGAACACCCAUAGCUGGUGGGGGUCUACCUCCACCCUCCAUCAAACACAACAUGGACAUUGACACAUGGGAUAAUAAAGGGACUAUGAACAAAAUGGCCCCUCCUCUGCCCCCCCAUCACCACCACCACCAGCAUCAGCCUCAGAUUCACUCUCACGCUGCCAGCCUCAUACCACCCCUUCAGCAGUCUAUACAGUCUGCCCAGUCCCUGGUGCAGCAGAUGACCAUGCCGGGUCCUCCGCCUCCUCCCCCACAGUCCUACCAGAACCACAACUCUGCCCCGACACCUCAGACCCGCUGGGUAGCCCCACGCAACCGCAACUUGUGCUACGGCGGAGGAAGCUUGGACAGCAGUGGCUCCUCUAACGGAGGCGGUGUCGGUAACGGAGGCGGAGGAGGCGGGAGCGUUCCGUCAGAGUCAGGGUCAGAGUCCCACCCGGUGCUGGAGAAGCUGCGAGCCGCUCACAGCUACAACCCCAAGGACUUUGACUGGAACCUGAAAAAUGGCCGAGUGUUUAUCAUCAAGAGCUACUCCGAGGACGACAUCCACCGCUCCAUCAAGUACUCCAUCUGGUGCAGCACGGAGCACGGCAACAAACGGUUGGACUCGGCCUUCAGAGCUAUGAACGCUAAAGGUCCCGUCUACUUGUUGUUCAGUGUCAACGGCAGCGGCCAUUUCUGCGGCGUGGCCGAAAUGCGCUCGCCGGUGGACUACGGAACAAGCGCAGGCGUUUGGGCGCAGGACAAGUGGAAGGGCAAGUUUGACGUGAACUGGUUGUUUGUUAAGGACGUGCCAAAUAGCCAACUGCGCCAUAUCCGCCUGGAGAACAAUGACAACAAGCCAGUCACCAACUCACGUGACACCCAGGAGGUCCCGCUGGAGAAGGCGAAGCAGGUGCUGAAGAUCAUCGCCCAGUACAAACACACCACCUCCAUCUUUGACGACUUCUCCCACUACGAGAAGAAGCAGGAGGAGGAGGAGGUGGUGAAGAAGGUGAGAGUGUUUAGACCUGACACUUGGAGUUAGACGAGACACUGAGGGGCUGUUUGAAAAGAAACACUCUAAACACUAUAGGAUGUCUCUUUGUUAGAGAGUUUUGACCAAUCAGAGUCCAGUAUUAGACACAGCUGGGAGAUAAAAUACUUUUAUUGAAAUGUCACAGUUCUUGUGGGAUUUUCUGAAGCGUAUACAUUAUAACCCUAGCUUAAAUGUGUAUAUAAUGGCAGUUAAUGUGUCGCAGCAUGUAUGUAGAAAAUUCAGUGUGGUAAACAGACAGCUGACACAUCAAUAAAUGUCUGCAUUCGGAAAAACGAUAUAUCAUAGUAGAAUCAAGGGUUUAUGUCUGCCUCUAUAACAAAUAAGACAGCUGCAGUUAGAGUUACAGAUGAGUUCAAUCACAGGACAGAUUUUGUUUUCUUAAUAUUGAUAUUAAUAUCGGCCAAAAUAGGUUUGGAUAUAUAUUUAAAUUCAUCAAAAAUUUUAUAUUAUAUAUCUGUAGUGGAGUUAUUAAUCCAGCUGUUUCUAGGUUCUGGUUCCACUACAGUCUGACUCUUAAGGUCCUUACACACCGGGGUCGACACGAAUAUAGAACGUGAAAUCACGAAAUUUUCAGUGGCGAAUUUUGUCGUGCCUGACUAUACACAUCAAGCCCGAUGCGAUUUUGCGACUUUCCGGGGGGAAAAAGACGCGUUCCAAGGAAGGCUUUUCCGAGGGAAAGUCCCGCCUCCUUCGCCUCUGAUUGGCUAAAAAAGCUGGAAACGUCGUCACACGCUCAAGCCAAACACUCAGCACUUAUAGCCAAUCAGAGGCAAAGGAGGGCGGGACCUUCCCUUAACGACCUACAGCGAGAAGACAAAAAUGGAGUCUACUUCAACUUCAAGUGAUGGCGAAUUGGUACUUCUUUUGCUUUCUCAAAAGAAAAAGAAACGUAGCACAUGGGUGCGUCCAAUAUUACAAAAAAGAAGAGAACUUGGUGAGUUUCACUGCUUGGCUCAGGAGCUGAAACUGGACCACUGUAUGUUGGCCAUGUUGGAUAUACCGGUGAAUCAGACGUCGCAACAACACGCAAUCUGAUUGGUCAGAGGUGGACACACAGAAUGUGAAACUUUAGAAAAAUUGACCGUGAUAUGAAAAAAAUAGAUGCCACAAUAUCGCAGAACGGGAAAACGUCGCUGAUGUGAACGCUUAUAUUGACAGGAUACUGUCAAUAUUGAUGUCCGAAAUAAUAAAUAAACUAAACCCGGUGUGAAAGGACCUUUAUGACUUAAGUGUGGCAGGUUACAGUGACAGGACCUCUGCACGUACACAUGUUGUGUUAAAAGAGAAAAAUUAAAAUUAAAAUGAACUAUCACAUCCUCUUCUCUAAGAAUCAGACGGUUGUCUUUCUGCUUGAUGAUAUUUGAUACAUUUUUAAAAAGUAUUUUAACCAUUAUUUUUAAUUUUCACAGACCUCAAAGUUGUAGUAUUUACAGGUUGUGGUUAUUUCCAGUGUGGUGUUAAAAUAAGUCUUUGACUCUAGUUUUCUUUCUUUUUUGAACAGAGCUAUGAACCUGCCUCAAUACAGAGCCGAUCCCGGAUGGAUCAGGUAAAGUCUACUACCUCCAUAAUCUGAGAAGAAUGAGCUGAGAAUAUUGAGAGGAGUAUUUUUCAUAGCAUGUCUGCAAAAUAAUCUGUAUUUACUGAUUCGUUUAGCCUUUAAUCUAAUCUAGUGUGUUUCUGUGUCUUUGAAUUUGGUCAUAAUUAACCGUUACGACAAAAACAGCCACUGUAGGGUCCAAAUAUCCUGAUAAAGCAACAUUGUACAGUUGCAUACAGGAACAGAAAGGUCUGAUGUCGCUGAUUCUGAUCAUGAAGAGAAGUCUAUGUUGUGUGACGUCCAGAUCAUUGGCUAUGCAAAUACACAAUCUGAUCGUGUCUGUGUGAGCGAGGUAAAACACUUCUUAGUUCCUGCUUUUAUCACCAGAAUUUACAGAAACUCAGCAGGGACAAGCAGAGCAAAACUGAUCUGAUCUUUAAUCUGAGAUUUUAUAAGAACAGGAUUGUCAGAAAAUUAACAUAGAAGCAGUUAAAUAGAAGAGGUCCUUGUGUUCAAAGUCAUAGACGUGAGAGAGAAGGGGAAUUUAAUCUCUGACACCAGGGCGAGCAGAGGAGUGAUAAGCAGAGGCGUGGUGUGACUUUGCUUUUUGUUUCUCUUUUCAACACAUAAUGACGCAGCAGUGGCAGGGUUUGUUAACCAGAAGAGCUCACAGAGGGAACUGUAACUCUGGCUGACUAUUCUGCAUGUUUAAACAGUUCCUUUUGAACUUAAUGCAUCGGGUCAUUUUAUUUAGGAUCCAUGAAAACAGUGAAAAUCCCUGAUCUAUUUUUUUUUUCAUCAGUGAUUUAAAGAUGUUUAUUCUUCUUUUCAGGAUCGUCAGAAGUAAACAGAAGAUGGUCGUCGACGAAAUGUAGAUGUAGAGGAAAAAUUACAAGGACAUGAAGAAAUUAAAACUAAUAUUUUUUUUUUUUCUAUUUAAUUUGUUGACUUUGGCCCCAUGAGAAACUUUUGACCCACACUGCUCCUGGUUCCCUCUUAUUUUAAAAUGCGUGCAGGGAUGAAGCUUGUUCCACCAGUCGAAUCGCUUCAAUAAUAUAUAUUUUGUUGUUUGUUUGUUUUUUUUUUCUGUUUUUUUUUUAGCCUUAUAAAUCUUUAUUGCUACCCCUGGAACUUGCAUUCUUGACUAAAUAUAAGUAACAAAUAUCUGCACGUCUGUUUUUGAAAAUCUCUUGACAACAUGCUGCUGAUAUUCAGUGACUGUUCACUUUGUGGUUUGUGUGUUGGAGAAAUGUUAAGUGCUUGUAUCGGUUAAUCUUAACGAGUGAACAACACUUUAUUGACAAAUGUCUGCUAUCUGUGUGUGGCCAGUUGUAUUUUACAUUAUCAGAAGAAAAAAGAGCUUCUAUAACACCCCGUUUUUGUUUGUUUUUGAUUUUUUAAUUUGUAAUGUCGGGGUGUCUUACUUUGGUGGGGAAUGUGUACACUGAAAGUUUCUGUUUGCAUAGACAUAAUCGUGAUGUUAGAGAGCGUAAAUGUUAGAAAUAUUUUGAAUAAUGUAUCACCUGGCUUACAAUGAUUUAAACUUAGGUGGAGAAAAAGUCUCUCUCCAGAGUGGAGCCUUAACAUUUCUUUCAGCACUAGUGUGAAUUCAGUUGUUUUUUGUUUUCUUCUUCUUUUCAGGAUUGUACCUCAAAAUUAUCAGCUGCAGAGAUUCAGGGAAAAGAGGUCCAGAGAUCAAACGCUCUUAAAGGUGGUCCCUCUCUUUCUUAUUCAAAGGAUAGAAAUACAAACCUAAUGUAGGUGUUUACGUUGAGUCGACACAAAAUUUCUGUCUGAUCCCCCUGCUAGAUUAUUUUGGUUCCCAAAGAGGUCUCUGAUAUGAAAUUCUGGAGGAAAUGUAGCAUGUAAUGCUUUUAAAACUCAAGCCAGGCCUCUCUCUUAGUUUCUUUGUUAGUUUUUUUUUUAUGUCUCUUCCUAACAUGAUUAUAAUCUCGGCAUCCUCAUUAUUUUCAUCGCUAUAACCUGUCCACAUCAUCCUCAGACAAUGUAAGCUUUAAUGUACCGGCAUUUCUAACUGAGAUUGCCUCAAAAUGUUUAACUGUAGCAUUAUACUUAACUGAUUUAUUGUCAAGUGUAUGAGAAACCCAGAGACUAGCCUAUAUGGUAUAUGUUUGUGACUUUUUUUUUUUUUUUUCUAAAAAUAAUUGCUUGCUGUAUUGUGUGUAUGCAGGAGUGAAAGAAAAGAGAGGGAGUAUGAUUGUGGAGCAAUCAGAGUUAUAUAACUGGUAUUGGAAUAUAGAAAAUUUAUGCAAAAAAAGUUUUAAGUCACCCCUGAAUUAAAUAUCCAUUGUAUCAGAGGUCACCAUCACAUUCUUAGAUUUAAUCAUGUUCAUUAUUAAAAAUAUACUUAUCUGUAA